Molecule: messenger RNA, 619 nt
Organism: Eurytemora carolleeae
Lineage: Eukaryota; Metazoa; Arthropoda; Copepoda; Calanoida; Temoridae
Product: neo-calmodulin
Exons: 6
Coding region: 87-548 (153 amino acids)
Molecular function (GO): enzyme regulator activity; calcium ion binding
Source: RefSeq, a predicted model, not a curated record
UUGAUUUUAAAACUUUUCAGAAAAAAAUGAAAGAUUAAUGCAUGAGAUAAUAUUAUCAAAUUGUGUGCAUCAUAUCUAGGGGGAGAAUGAAUAAGGUAGGGAACUCUAGUAUGGAUGAGCUCCUGAACGCUGAAUUCAAAGAAGCAUUUGAUGAAUUUGACAAGGACGGAAGCGGAACUAUAUCCACGAAAGAGUUGUUGGGUGUGAUGAGGUCGAUGGGGCAAAACCCAACAGAAGACGAGCUUCUAGCCCUCGUGAUGGAGGUCGACUUGAACGGGGACGGAACCAUCGACUUCCCGGAGUUCCUGGAGAUGAUGAAACAGAAGUCUAGUGAAGCAGAUCAGGAGGCAGACCUCAAGGAAGCAUUUAAAAUAUUUGAUCGAGACAAGGAUGGGUUCAUCGAUAUGAAGGAACUAAAGAAGGUUGCCAAUAUGUUGGGUGCUAUGCUGAGUAAAGAGGAAGUUGACGAUUUUAUGAAAGAGGCGGAUGUGGAUGGAAAUGGAAAACUAGACUAUGAUGAAUUUGUAAAGAUGAUGCUCCAGUAUUAAUGUUUAAAUUCAACCAACCAGCCAACCAGCCAACCAACCAACCAAACCAACCAACCAACCAAUCAAUCAAU